Messenger RNA from Anthostomella pinea, 4545 nucleotides. Lineage: Eukaryota; Fungi; Ascomycota; Sordariomycetes; Xylariales; Xylariaceae. The record is from the annotation of a GenBank genome assembly.
AUGGACUCAUUCUUGAACCUGCCCUCGUCCCCGGAUCCGCUGGCCGACGAUGUCCCAAGUUCGGCGCGCCCAGUCACACGGCGCUUGGGCAAGACGCUGCCACAACAUGAUCUCUUGUCGCUGCCGAUACCACAGAGCACCCCGCGAAGGAGCUCGCCGAUGAGAAAGUCUCCGCGGAAGCAGACCUUCGAGCUCGACGUGGGCAAGCCCAACUCACCGCAAAAGAUCCUCGUAACCGUCGAGGCCGAGGAUGCCUUGCGCCAAGGCAUCGUUGGUCGCAGACUCUUCCCGUCUCCCUCGCCGUCUCGAGGCACUCGCCGCCGACGGACUACCACGACAACUACCGUACCCCUGAAUGACGAUGCGACCAUGCUCGAGAACGACGAUGCGACACCGCGAAAGCGUGGCCGGCCGAGGCGGACUAGCAACGGCACGCCGAUGCCACGAGGUCGCAAAAGAUCGGGAACACCUCUACAGAGUGCCUCUAAACAGACGCGACGGAAGGGCGGGCCGGCAUCCGAGGCUAGCAUGCUCAGUGAUGCGCCGACGGAUACUGGUGCAGAUGGCGGUGAAGAGACGCCACAGGUGAAGAAGAAGGUUCGCAAGACGCCGAAGAAAGCUGCUGCGACACCGGCCGUCCCAUCAUCGCAAGUCUCAAGCAAGCCGACUGGGAGGAAGCGUGGGCGACCGCGGAAGGCACCUCUGCCUGAAGAGGUUGCCGUCAUCGCCGAGGACCGGGAAGAGGGGAACGAUGCGGUACCACAUUCAAACACAACUGAGCAGGAGCAACUUAAUGGUGCUGAGCUUGCUUCAGAAGCAAUGUUAGAGGAACAGAGAGGGGAGGUCGCACACGACGAGGCAUAUCCCGACCACAAUGCCCCGCUGGACGACUUCCCACCGAGAGAAAGCAGCGGCACAUCGACACCGACAUACCUAGACCAGCAUGGGGAAGCAGGUAGCAUACAGAGAGCAUCUGGCUCGCCUGCUUCGGCGCAUCAAGCAUAUUAUGCAGGAGAGGACGAUGUUGCCAUGAGCGAAGACUAUCCAGCGAUGGAAGCCCAUAGCGAUAUCGAGUCUAUCUCGGAAGAUCUCGAGGGUGUGAAGCCUGGUGGACAAGAUACCCUCGCGCACGACUCCGACUUUAGCAUGAUAGGAUUGGAUUCCCUCCCCUCGUUCCAAGCGUCCUUCCAAGCGAAUCUCAGCCGUGUUCCGUCGAGCCCACAAGCGGAGAUGGGCGAAGAAACGAACCUCAUAAUCAACCAAACCCUGGAGUCAUUGCGACGCAGCACGCAGACCGAUGCCGAGCGCGAAUCGCCAGACCCUCUGACAAGCGACGAUCUGCCAGCAAAUCAGAAUCGGUCCGAAUUGCAAGACCUUUCUUCUGGAGUGAUUGGCGGUAGUAGCACACGAGCCUUGUCAAGGAGUCCGAGGAGACCAAAGUCGCUACCACUCAGCCGGCAGUUGUUUGCGGCCAAAGUACCACAUCUGGAUGACUCCUUUUCAAGCCUCCCAGACAGCGUACUUCAAGCAGCCACUCCUGGACGGUUGCCUAUGAAAUCGACGCCCGCUGCUGAUAACAAUGCAGACGACAGCAUGUACGAUGACUCAUUCUCGGAAAUCCCCGAAGAUAUCCUCGAGGCCGCCACCCCGGCACCAGCAGCACGCCCCACGAUGCCGAUGGACGAGAUGACUAGCCCGGCGCCUCCGCAAGGGUCAGGCUCGGCCAACCGAAAUCUCGGAUCAAGUAGGCUUCCAACUCCAGAUGACACGUCGUCCUCGACUGCUGGUUCUAAGAGAGCUCACGAAGACGGCCUCGUAACAGACAACGAAUAUCAAGCCGUCGCUCACUCCAACUUCCACCCAGAUAUGCCAUCAUCUCCACCAGCCAUUUCUCGACCCCAUGCUAUGGACUUCGGUUCCUCUGAGUUACAUAGAGAACUGGGUGUCACGCCCGACAGGCAGUCUUCACCCCCUCAAAUGCCUCCUUCUGCGAGGGGGCCAUCUGAACGAGCCGAAUCCCUGGAGCCUCCAGCUCCUGGCAGACGGCCGACACUUUCGCCAAUCGUCCGCGUCGGUCGUACUCUUCAAAACGUGAUGUCGGACAGAUCUUCUCCGGAUGGUCGCGAAAGCAGCCUCGGAAGCCCAUUCAGGGGGUCUAUCAGCACUGAACAGCCACAGCAACCGCCUCCGGAUCAGUCUCGGCAGUCAUCCAUGGCAAGGUCACCCGCGCCGGCAGAUCGCAAUCAUGGGAACCUAUACAAAUCGCGCCCAUCUAGUGAUACCAAUGCCUCGUUCAAUCAGACCUUAAGAUCUUUGAGGGCCAGUUUCAGCAAUAGCCAAGGGGCACCAUCACGCGACAUCAUCGGUCAGGCUGAGGAUCCUUUCAGCCCAGCACCGCCAAGCGGGGACGGUAUGAGCUGGGCUGCAGAAGGGAAUAACCCUGAGCAAUCAACUAAGCGGAAAUUCGACGACCAGUCUUUGCAUUCCCGAAGCUCGAGCAUAUUUGCGACUCGCGGCUCAAAUGCGAACCAAGCAAUGGCUACACAAGCGCAGGAGACUGCAGGAGGAGACGAGUUGCCCGACGAUAAAUUCGAUGAUUUAGCGGACUACGGAGACGAAGAGGAGAAUGGCGACCUGCAAGGUGAAGGAGAAGACGAUGAUGAUCUUUGGGAUAUCGAAGCAUCGCGCCCAUCACCAAGAAAACCUGAGCUACGUCAAGUCGCGCCGCAGCCUGAGCCAGAUGUUCCAGCACCACGACGGAACAAAAUCCCAAGUCCUUGGAGGAGGAGUGGACGACGACUCAUUUACCAAGACGAGAUCACGAGCCCUACUCAAAUAGAGAUUGAGGAAGCGAGCUUGCAAAGCGAGUCUGAAGACAACUCGCUGGUCCCGCCGGUACAGAGGCCGUCUGCCCCUCCACCUCAGGCGCAAGAGGAGCAUCCAGAAGUCGAAGACAAUAAUCAGGAGCCAUCGGCUGCUGCGGAACAACAUGAUCCAUCUUCCCUAGGUGAAAUCCACGAAGAGCCAGGGGAGCCAUCUGACGCAGAAGAGCUAGAUGCAUCUCCAGGUUCCCCAGAGGCAGAAGAGGCCGAAGAACCAGAAAAACCAGAAGAGCCAGAAGAGCCAGAAGAACCAGGAGUCGGUGCCGAUGGUUCUGACUACUCGAUUUUGGUGCCACCAAAUGAGCCGGUUUCUCAAAGGACGGCCCUGGACAAGGCCUCGGAGCCUGCGGAUGCUUCUGAGUACUCAAUGUUGUCUCGGAAGGCGAAGGAGGCUCCCCCAACCCAAGAGAAGGCAGCUCCGGCCAAGUCUCGAUUCUUCGGAGGCUUCGAUAUCUUGUCCUUCUUCUCGUCGCCCGCCACAUUGCCACAGAAGAAGCCAGAACCAGCGGAGACGAGUAGUAAGGCGCCAACAAUUGCGCAGCCAGUGUUCCAAAGAAGUGUGCCAGAAGACCCUCCAGCUUCUCUCUGGUCAACCGGGCUAUUUCCCUCUAUUCCUCAGAAGGAAUUCCGACCCAGCCCAGAGCGCAGGAUCGACUUGUUUUCUCCAGCCCCAGCUUUGCGGUCGAACGAUACUGUGGCAGAUACAUACGAGCCUUCCACGUCAGCCGCGCCCUCGCCAUCGGUUGCACCUUCAACCCCUGAGCGACAGGUUUCCCCCCCGAUCCAUCAAAAGCGGGAUUUUACGCCCAGACCAGGGCAGUCAAGAUCAUCUCUGUUCGCACCAAGUCGAGCUGGUCCCUCGUUCACCCAGAGCGAGGACGACGACGGUCUUCUCCAAGUACCAAGCGAUGAACACGAGUCAUCUCUGACGACUGAGGGGUCGGAAUACGAGCGUCUGCCACCACGCGAGAAACCUUCGCAAUGGGAUAGGCACCUCUCCCCCUCGAAAUCCUGCUUCCGCUCGCCCGUGAAACCAAAAACGCCUGGACGCGUUGUAGCUUUCACCGGCAACGCACUUUCUCCUUUUGUCCAGAUGCAAACUCGGAAUAACAAACCGACCAGCACUGAGGACGAUGUUGCUACACAAGGGCCUCUAUUUCGAUCCAUUCGUGAGGGUAAGGAGAAUCAGCGAACCUCAUCCCACAACAACCGCCAGAACAUCAACGCCAACAUCAAUACAGCAGGUAAACAACCAGCAGCGACUGCGUUGCCCGUGGCGUCCGAACGAGCCUCAGCCUCUGCCUCCGCCUCCGCCUCUGCAACCGCCCUUUCGCAGACGACCUGGUCCAAGCAGCACUGGAUCCGGCUCGACGAGAUACUGCAGCUGCGCCGGCGCGACCCGCUGCGAUUCCAGCAGCAGUUCCCCCUGCCGCGCAGGGACCAGCGUCGCCCGUCCCCGAUCCUCGGCAAGGUGGUCGCGGCACAGGGCGCCAGUAUCGUCAUCGAGGCCUGGCACCUCGAGGUCGUCGACGCGUUCCGGCUCGAGGUCGGCGGCUGGGACGAGCGCGCGCUCGCGAAGCGGCUGUUCGCGCUCGUGGUGGGUGAGGAGAGGCGGCGGCAGGGGCUGGUCGUCAGCGGAGACGGCGAGAGGGCUGGGGCUUGA